Messenger RNA from Hyaena hyaena (striped hyena), 1068 nucleotides. RefSeq names its product olfactory receptor 51T1. Gene Ontology annotation, molecular function: olfactory receptor activity; G protein-coupled receptor activity. The record is from RefSeq and is a predicted model, not a curated record. Lineage: Eukaryota; Metazoa; Chordata; Mammalia; Carnivora; Hyaenidae. Gene Ontology annotation, biological process: G protein-coupled receptor signaling pathway. Gene Ontology annotation, cellular component: membrane. Bases 19 to 1068 code for a protein of 349 amino acids. The transcript has a single exon.
GUGUGUUCCCAAUCCACCAUGGUGAUUUUCAAUAACACUACAUCAUCUUCCCCAAACUUCCUACUCACUGCAUUUCCUGGGCUGGAACUUGCACACAUCUGGAUCUCUAUUCCUGUCUGCUGUCUCUGUGCCAUUGCCCUCUUGGGAAACAGCAUGAUUCUGUUUGUCAUCAUUGUUGAGAGGAGUCUUCACAAGCCCAUGUACUAUUUCCUCUCCAUGCUGUCAGCUGUUGAUCUGUGUCUGACCAUCUCAACCCUUCCCACAGUGCUUGGGGUUCUCUGGUUUCAUGCCCGGGAGAUUAGCUUGAAAGCUUGCCUCAUUCAAAUGUUCUUUGUACAUGGCUUCUCCUUCCUGGAGUCUUCAGUGCUGGUAGCCAUGGCCUUUGACCGCUUCAUGGUUAUCUGUAACCCACUGAAGUAUGCCACUGUCUUCACAGACAUGAUAAUCUUGGUGAUUGGACUGAUCAUCUGUAUACGGCAAGUAAUUUUAAUCUUUCCCAUGUUUCUAGCCUUGACGAAAGUAUCUUUCCAUGGAGGCCAAGAGCUUUCCCACCCAUUUUGCUACCAUCCAGAUAUGAUUAGAUACACAUAUUCCAACUCCUGGAUCAGCAAUUUUUUGGGCAUGUUUCUUCAGCUCUACCUGACUGGCACUGACUUACUGUUCAUUCUUUUCUCCUACAUUCUGAUUCUCCGAACUGUCUUGAGUAUUGUGGCCCCUAAGAAACAACAAAAAGCUCUCAGCACUUGUGUCUGCCACAUCUGUGCUGUCACUGUUUUCUAUGUGCCAAUGAUCAGCCUGUCCUUUACACACCGACUUCUCAGCUCUACCCCGAGAGUGGUCUGUAGCAUUCUGGCCAAUGUUUAUUUGCUCUUACCACCUGUACUGAACCCUAUCAUUUACAGCUUGAAGACCAAGACCAUCCGCCAGGCUAUGCUCCAGCUGCUCCACCUUAAGAGCUCUCGGGGCUCCUGUGUGAGGAUUUAUAGAAAACGCUGGGGGUUGAAGGGGAGAAAAGUUAUAUUUAAACAGGAAAGGGAUCUGGGUCUGUGCCAUCCUCAGGCAUUUUAG